Molecule: messenger RNA, 819 nt
Organism: Pseudozyma hubeiensis SY62
Lineage: Eukaryota; Fungi; Basidiomycota; Ustilaginomycetes; Ustilaginales; Ustilaginaceae
Exons: 1
Coding region: 1-819 (272 amino acids)
Source: RefSeq, a predicted model, not a curated record
AUGGCGUGGAACGACGACCUCCUGCUCAAAGUAGCCAACAUCGUGGCCUACGUCUUCUUCACCACGGGCAAUGUCUACUCGCAACUCGGCGUGGGAGCCAACCCGGUGGUGCAAGAGACCUACCUCUCGCCCGAACGAUGGAUCUACGGCGUGUGGCCCUUCAUCCACUUCCUGUUCCUCGGCAUGAUCGUGUACCAGUUCACCGAUGCUGGAUCCACCCACGUCGUCCACGGCAUCGGAUGGAGGUUCCCCGGACUGUGCAUCCUCAACGCCGUCUACUCUGGACUCAUCUCUGCGCAGGUCAAUGCACACCACGAUCGCAUCUACGCCAUCCUCGCGUUUGUUGUCAUGCUGCUCAUCGCCGGCACCGUCUCGCACUGCUACCGAUCCCUCAAGGUGCACCACACCGCCAACAACUUGGCUGACACCGUGUUCGUUCACCUCCCUUUCAGCCUCUACCACGGCUUUGUGGUCGUGCUCCUCUUCGUCACCGGUUUCGAGGCGUUCGGCGUCAACGCCAUGACGCACAAGGCUGGCAUCAUCACCAAGAUCGUUGUGUUCCUCUCGCUGCUGUUCCUCGAGUCCACCGCCGCAGGUUACGUGUGGUACUCGGAGGGCGACGUCGCCGGUGCGCUCGUGAUCAGCUUGAGUCUGCUCGCCAUCUUCCAGCACCAGACCUCGAGCAAAUUCAUCCACUGGUCGGCACUCGCCUUCUUCAUCAUCAGCCUGAUCGCCGUUCUCAGGGCUGUACUCUCCAUCUUUACCAGCAGGAACAGGACCGCCGUCACGGACGAGGAGCGCGCUCCUUUGGUCGGAUGA